AUGUGGGAGAAGCAAAAAAGAGAAAAUUUCGGCCUGGGUGCAUAUGCUCUAAAAAUCCACGUCCCCUCCCACUACCGCUGGACCGUCCCGGACAUCCGCGACGGCCGCGUCCUCCUCGAAGGCGACAUCGAAAAAGAUGAGCGGCCCCCUGUUUUCAAAGAUCUCGCGGUGUGCGACCCCUUGCACCGUCGGUACGUCCUGCUCCCUCCGCUACCUCACGACCUAGCCGCUUCGCUUGAGCACCCGUUCCCCAUGGUGAGCAAGGCCCGGUGCAAGGCUUUCCUCGUUCCCCUUGGCGAGGAGGAGGUGGCGGCGGGAGAAACAACAUUCAGAGUGAUCUUGAUGGCAAAUUGCAAAACUAGUCUGGCUGCCUUCGUCUUCUCCUCAAGCACUGGGCAGUGGGAAGCCGCUGCGUCCAAGGGUUGGAGUGAUUUGGCCCAUAGCGAGGGCGACAUGGCCAAGAUGUCAUGGAUCCACCCUUUUAUUCUCAGGCGCCAUUAUGCUUAUGGCUGCUUCUACUGGGACUGGAUGGAGUUCGGGAGGAAAAAAUUGAUCUUGCUUGACACCAGGAGCAGGAAGAUGGAGUUCUCCGUUGCCGACCUCCCGCCCGGAGAAUGGAGCACGGGAGGAGGAAUAGCCAUUGUGGAGGCAGGGGAAGGCAGGCUUGGGGUCUUUGGUUUCCAUGGUAAAAUUAACUGUGAUCUCAGCUAUACCGUCGCACGGAACAAAGGCAAGAGUCCUAGCCAGUGGCAGAUGGAGAAGACAAUCUCACUAGAUUCUGGGUACAGAUAUUUUAUCAGAGAUGCAACACAGAGGUACUUGCUCUUCACAAGGAUAGAAGCCUCAUCUCUAGAGAAUCCACUUGCUGGAUAUUUCUCAAUGGAUUUCAAGACGUUCCAGCUACAGAGGCUUUAUAACGAUCCGAAAUAUUUUAUGUAUCGGACACACACAUAUAUCAACUUCCCACCAUCAUUCUUGUCUUCAAGUAGAAUAUGA
Molecule: messenger RNA, 996 nt
Organism: Triticum aestivum (bread wheat)
Lineage: Eukaryota; Viridiplantae; Streptophyta; Magnoliopsida; Poales; Poaceae
Exons: 2
Coding region: 1-996 (331 amino acids)
Source: RefSeq, a predicted model, not a curated record